Messenger RNA from Rotaria sp. Silwood2, 1875 nucleotides. The record is from the annotation of a GenBank genome assembly. Lineage: Eukaryota; Metazoa; Rotifera; Eurotatoria; Philodinida; Philodinidae.
AUGGUGAAUACGCUUGAAUGGUUACCUGUUGAUGUUAUUUUUGAAAUAUUUUCGUAUUUAUCUUCUGUUGAAAUCCUUCAAUCAUUUUUAUCAUUGAAUAAUUAUUUUUCAAGAAUAAUUAUGCAUGAUUAUUUAUGGCAUAUUCAUAUUGGUGAUAAUAAGAUGUCGUUAUCAACGUUUAAGGAUUUAUGUCAACAUGUGUUAAAACUAAUAGGACAUAGAGUCAUUUCACUACGUAUUACAUUAACUAAUAUUAUUGGUGGAUGGUCACUUGUUUCAUCAUCUCUAAAAUAUAAUAAAAUGAUAUCACUUCGACGUCUUCAUCUGAUUGAUAUUAAACCACAUGAAUUUGAUAAGAUAUUGAAUAAUCGUUUAAUAAAACAAAUACAUACUUUAUUGGUCGAUGCAUCAGAACGUAGUCCUUUGACGAAUCAAGUAGUAGAAGGAGCAUAUCUUGCUAAGGUGUGUUCAUGCCUUCCUGACUUAACAAUAUGUCGACUUCCAUUUGAUUUUUGUCCUAGAAUUCGCAAAAAAUCACCAAAAUCUUCAUCUCCACCUUUGAUGACUUUACCAAAAUUAUCAAAUACAAAUCAUCUUCAUUCGUUGGUCAUGGGCAUAAAUACAUCAACCUUUCUACAACAUUUAUUAAAAUGUAUACCAUCUAUUAAAAAUCUUUCUGUUGGUAUACAAGAUGAAGAAAUAAACCAUGACAAUAAUUUUGAUAUUCACACAUUACCUACUCCUGUUGAUGCUCAUCUUCUACGUCAACUAUCUCGUCUUACUUUGAACUGUAUCGAUGAGAUAAGUUUUCAUAGAACCAUUGAGCUUUUUUCAUCUGUCUUUGGUCAACUCAUACAUCUAUCAUUAAAAUUAAUAGCUUAUUCCUCAGUAUUUGAUCCAUUGAUUAUAUCAGGUGACACAAUUCAAAAAUUAUGUAUUGAUCGUCUUAAUUCAUUAGCAACUUUUGCUCUUAAUUUAACAUUUAGUAUCAGCAAUGACAUGAAUAAUAAAGUAAUUUAUAAUUCAUUUGUUAAUGCUCCAUUUACUAAUCUACAACAGCCAAAAGUAUUUAUCCGAAAUGACUUUUUUAUAAGUAAUGGUUAUGAUAAGUAUUGUUUUGUCGUGUACACAUUACCCUAUACUGAUACUAAAUUCGGAAAGUCAAUUAUUUAUGAAUAUCUUCAAACAUCAUGUCCAUUGCAUGUAACAAAUGUAGAUUUGUUACUACGCCCAAAUGAAUUAUAUAUUAGCAAUAAUCAGUAUGAUGAAUGCCUUACAGAACUCGGUAAUUGUGGAAGUUCUUUAUCAUCACUAGUUCCAUGGUCAUUAAUUAAAAAAAUUACUAUCCAUGGUAGCUAUUCUGUUAGUGCUGCUCAACUAGAAGCCAUAUUACGAAUAGCUUACAAUGUAGAUACAUUAGAAUUGUAUGAUGAUAUGGGUCAUCUAACUCAGUUGAUAUUUCGUAAUACCGAUCAAGUUGGAAUUCGUGUUAAUCAACAAAUUCGAUCACUUCAUACGAUUGAUGAUACAUUAACAAUGUUUAAUGUUCAACAUUUUUGUAAAUUACUCUGCAGUCAAUUAUCUAAUCUAAAAAAACUUUCCUUUUCUAUCGCUCAUUCAGAUGAUAAUGGCACUUGGAUACAAUCACGUAUUGUUAACGGUGAAAAUGAAUCUACAAUACGUCUUGUUCAUGUUAUGCAUUUUCUGGUUAAUCAUUUGCCACAACUUGCUUCACUUCAUAUGUUUAUUCGCUACUCUAUUUCAUCUGAAACACCCUUUUUUCCACAUUUAAUUCGACAACAAUUGCAUGAAUGGCCAUUUAGUCGACCAUAUCGACUACAAUGUUCUUCCACAAAUAUUCAAAUCUGGCUUUAA